AUGAGUGAGAAGGAUUUUUAUCAAAAUUUGGAAGGACACAUUGAGGAGUCCAGGCGAAGGAUUGAGGAGAAGGAAAAACUUCUAGCAGCGGAAAAAGGUGGAGACGCGAAUGCGUCGGGAGAUGCACAGCCCUCGCCCUGUUACUACGGCUACUCCAGCUUAGUGGUUCCAUCAGACCACAGUUCCAACGAUGGCUCCGCCUCAAGCGACAACGUGAAGAAGUUCCUGAACCUGCACGAAGAUGAAGAAAUGGAAAAUAUAAAAAAGAGACUAAGGGAGAGAAAGGGCAAGGGGGGGAAGACGACCACUCGGAGUGGACGGACUGGCUCGACCAAUGACGGACGAACCUCCCGUGGAGGUACCCAAACGAAUAGGUGUACAAUCAUGACGAAGGAAAGCAAGCCAUCUGGAAGCAGAAGGGGAAAAGGAAACAUAAGAGAGCUGAUCAAUUUGGAAAAAGAAAUAAUUGUUACAAGAACCCUGAUGCAGAAAAAAAAGUCGAGGCUAGACGAUAUUUACAACUAUACAAGUAGAAGAGAGAAGGUGAUAAAAAACCUUAAUUUGAGCAUGAGCAAAGAAGCAUCCUUUUUGCAGAACUCCCUGGUGGAUAUGUUUAAGCGAACUGAGGAGCUCAUUCGGAAAUUUGCCGAAGUACGAGCGAGGAAAAAGAAGAAAAAAAAACAAGUGCAGCUUCUGAACAUCGAGAUGAGCAAACUGGAGGUGGAAUUUGAGAAGAAGGAGGAGAAGAUAAAGGAGAUGGACAAGUAUAAGAGUUUCCUGAACAAGCUGGCCAGCAUGGAGGGGGAGGCGACAGAAGUGGGGGAUGUGAUAAACGUGGGGGAUGUGAUAAACGUGGGGGAUGUGAUAAACGUGGGGGAUGUGAUAAACGUGGGGGAUGUGAUAAACGGGGGGGAUGCGGCUCACUUUUCCCAAAGGAUGGCUAAAUAUACAAACAACUCACAACUGCUUAUAGACAAUUUCAACCUGUUGGAGGAACGCCACCUGCAGCUGAUUGACGACACACAGAACGCUGAGUACGAGUUGGAGGAGUAUGAGAAAAAACUGGGGGAUAAAAAAAAGGAAUUCCUGACAAAAAGCAAUGAAGUGAAGAAAAAAAUACUUCAAAUGGAAAACUACAUCAAAGAGCACAUGGACCAAAUCGAGCAGUACGAAAAUGCCAUUAAAAAUAAUAACAGUCAAAUAUCUUUCGACAAGAUCAGUAGUAAAAUUGACUUCAUCUGUACUCACUUCAAUUACGAAAUUAAUACAAACGAAGUUAUGAAAAAAUUGCAAAUUAUGGAAAAUAACAUGUACUCGUACAUUUCCACUUUGACGAAAUAUACGGAGGAAAAUAGCCAACUCGUGUACGAGUAUCAGCGGGAGCGCGAGCAGGAGAGGCGAAAACAAAUGCGCUUCGAAAUUAACCUCGACAGAAAGGGGAACAACCAAAGCAAGCUGGUCAAAAAUACGAAGAGUGCGAACAAAAAUUUUGGAGCCAACCAGAAAGAGAAAAAGGAGAAACGGGAAAAGCGGGAAAACAUUUACACGCUCUUCGAGAAGGACCUCUUCAAGUGA
Molecule: messenger RNA, 1575 nt
Organism: Plasmodium knowlesi strain H
Lineage: Eukaryota; Apicomplexa; Aconoidasida; Haemosporida; Plasmodiidae
Product: conserved protein, unknown function
Exons: 8
Coding region: 1-1575 (524 amino acids)
Source: RefSeq, a predicted model, not a curated record